GGAGACUGAGCGAAGAGUAGGUUCCAAGUUUACAGGUAAAUGGUCCAUGCACAGAUACAUGCACAGUACUGAAGUCAGUUUUACUCUUCAAUUAAUGUAAAGACUUCUGGAUUCAGACAUAUUGUCCCCAAACCCUUUCACCACCAACAAUGUGAGGAUUAAAAUAUAAGAUGAAAUAAUGAAAACGAUCAAAUUACCAAAAAGUAUUAUUAUUAAUCUGUGAUUUUCAUUUUUCUGCCUCAAUGUUAAGCUCAAGUUAGACAGGAGCUGAAAACAAUAGGCGAACUAUAACCUGAAGGGGAGCGCUCCUUGGACCGGACUGUGCUCGACACGACUGAACCUAUUAUUCAUGUCAGACAGCGGGAUUAAGAAAAACACUGACAUGUCAAAAAUGUGACCGCUUGGUGGCACUGUCGACUGAAAACGACGAAGAAGCGGCGAUUCGUCAGCUUGCGCUGCAGUGACGGGAGUUGUAGUCUUUAGCGCGGACAACGUUUCUCGGCGAUCGCUCCAGAGGUUGAACAAACGUUUCUGCCCGAGGAACCUUCAGAGAUCGAUGGUUGACAGUCAUGGAUGGAGAUGCUGAGGACGCACCUGUGACGUUAGUCAUCAGGUCAACCACCCAGGAUUUCAGUGACCAAACAGUUCACUGUUUCCACAACUGGACCGUGGGGGAGCUGAAGUCCCACCUGUCGGAUGUGUACCCCCGCAAACCUAGAGUCGAAGACCAAAGAUUGAUUUACUCUGGGAAGCUGCUGGAGGAUCACUUAGUGGUGAAAGAUGUUCUCCGGAAGCAAGAUGAAUACUACAUCCUUCACCUGAUCUGCUCGACUAAAAACAUCUCCAACUCCCCGAAACCUUCCUGCCAGCACAACAGCCGGGACAACACGGGCUUCCUGGACUCUAAUGUUUCUCCCUCCGAACAAAGUGGCCAGCCAUCCUCUGACCAGAGAAGAGAAGAGUCUGCGCAGCAGGCGAACAUGCUCACGUACCACCAGUGGUAUAUUCAGUACAUGCACAGUUGGUACUCCCAGAGGUGGAUCCCGCCCCCGUACUGCAACACCCUGAUGCUGGCCUGGUGGCAGCAGAUGUACGCCCAGCAGCACUUCCAUCAAACGCUGGCUGCUCAGACGCGGAAUUCCAGUCCAACCCAGGUGGACACGUCUGCGGAGGAGACCCUCGAGGAGGUGAACAACGCUUGGCCCGAGUGGGCCUGCACCUCUCUGUUCGGUGCCGUCUUACUGGGCGUUUUCUUCUUCUUCACCUCUUUCAAUCACUUUUUUUUGGUGGUCAUGGCCGUCCUCUUCCUCUACCUGCACGAAGCCGGCUGGUUGGGAAAUGAUCUCAUGAUCCCCGGAGACAAUCUCAACGAGAAUCUACCGAACCACGACCUGCAAGACUUGGAACAAGAGGAGCAAAGAGAAACAAGCGCUCCUCAUGUGGGCUACCUCUCCACCGCAUGGUCCUUCAUCUCCAACUUUUUCAUGUCUCUGAUCCCUGCUGGAACGCCACACGCCGCGCCACAAGAUGCCGACUAGGGAGACUGGAGCGAGCUUCCUCUCGUGUGUUACAUGGUGUUUCAGCAGCCUGAGAAAAAGUUUAAAAAGGCGGAGUGAUUGUUGAACACCCUCGCAUGAACGCUGAACAAAACAAAUAUAGUUUUAUAAUUUAACAAUAGAGAAGAAGUACUGUUACGUCGUGCCACCUUCAGUAUGUGCUCUCGUGUCCGACCCAGUGUUAAAUCUCUGAUGUUGCUUUCUGCAGACACUAUUGUUUGCAGAAGCAUUUAUUUGUGUCUUCAGAUUUUGAGUGCGGUUGUAUCGUGAACGCCGCUUUCCCUGAGUCAUUGAAAACCUAAAGCUGAAUCAUCAAAUCACUGUUUGACUGUUGAAAUCAAACUUUGGUUAGAAAAACAGUAAACAUGAAGCAUAUCAUAUUUGUUUCUGUCCUUACUCCUGUCGGCACUCCGGGUUCCUCCCCGAGACUCAAACAUACCGAUGUUAAGAGUGAGCAAGGGCUUGAGUGUCAUAUGCGACCUGUCGAGGGUGUCUUCUCCCUCUC
This is a messenger RNA of Synchiropus splendidus (mandarinfish), 2061 nucleotides long. Its product is annotated as homocysteine-responsive endoplasmic reticulum-resident ubiquitin-like domain member 2 protein. The record is from RefSeq and is a predicted model, not a curated record. The transcript has 9 exons. Gene Ontology annotation, molecular function: protein binding. Gene Ontology annotation, biological process: endoplasmic reticulum unfolded protein response. Bases 570 to 1538 code for a protein of 322 amino acids. Lineage: Eukaryota; Metazoa; Chordata; Actinopteri; Syngnathiformes; Callionymidae.